UGUUGCUAGGUGCUAAAAUCAUGUAUUCUUCAUGUCUGCUAGAGUUCAUAUAGGAGAAACCUUUCCAGCACUGAAUUUUAGUAUGGGAGAUGAUUGAUAAAAAGUUACUUUGAUUUAUGAUCAUUUCUUACUUGGUUAAUGUAUGCAGCCUUGCCUGCAUUCACCUGAGAGACGUCGAAAAUGGAGAAAGGAACGGCCAUGGGGCUUCAGGGAUCAAUUGAAUCAAGUUUUAGUCCCUCGUCAUCAAAUAAUCUAUCAAGAAGUAGGGAACAACAGAGAUUGAUUGAGUUAUUUGAAUCUUUGGGAACUCGGAACAUUGAGGACGGAUCAGCUACGAAAGUCACUACUGCUACAAGGAAAGAGCCUAUGAAUAAGUGGUUGACACUGGAAGGAGAAGCUUCCAACAAUUCUAAGGUCAUAAGGUUCGAUGAUGACUCCUUCGAAAUCUUGAAUGGGGGUAGCACUGCAGGGGAAGAUUCAAAUGGACAGUCCUCGAUCAAAGCUAAUAUAGACAGUAUAGUUGAACGGACAGCAGAAUGGGGUAUUGCAGUGAAGUCGGAUGCUGGAGAAGGAAGUUUCAGAGUGAUUCGUAGAGGAAUGGAAACCGGAGAAGGAAGUCGGAACAGAACCUCAUUAGACAAAUUUGCAGUGGACUCAACAAGGACAUCGGAGGAAACAAGUUAUGGAUCAGAUCGAGGAGCCUUUCCAAGGGUGUCACAAGAGCUGAAGGAUGCUUUAGAAACUCUGCAACAAACUUUUGUUGUAUCUGAUGCCACUAAACCUGAUUGCCCUAUAAUGUACGCCAGCAGCGGAUUUUUUGCAAUGACGGGUUAUUCAUCGAAGGAGACCAUAGGAAGAAACUGCCGGUUUCUACAAGGACCAGAAACAGACAGGAAAGAGGUUGCCAAGAUUAAAGAUGCAGUUAAAAAUGGAAAAAGCUUUUGUGGCAGGCUACUCAACUACAAAAAAGAUGGAAGUCCUUUCUGGAAUCUUCUCACUAUCAAUCCCAUCAAAGACGAUAAAGGAAAAACGAUCAAAUUCAUUGGAAUGCAGGUGGAGGUCAGCAAAUACACAGAAGGUGUCAAUGAAAAGGCACUGAGGCCUAAUGGACAGUCCCAAUCAUUAAUCCGUUAUGACGCUCGACAGAAGGUUAAGGCUUUAGAUGACAUCACAGAGGUUGUUCAUACUCUGAAACAUCCUCAAACUCACAUUCAAACAACAAGUAAUGAUGCCAUUAACAAGCUCGAAGAUCAGGAAAAGUUCAACCUCAAUUACCUUCUGACUAAAUCUGCCAAAACCGGAAGCAUUAGUACCCCUGGAAGAUAUACUCCCCGAUCAGACAUCAGUACUGCUACUCCAGGACAUGAAAUUGGCAAGAAAAAUAGAAAAUCAGCUCGCAUUUCGUUGAAGGGGUUUAAAAGCAGGUCUUUCAGCUUUGCAGCCAAGCAUGAAAAACAACCAGUGCUUGAACCAGAGGAGUUAAUGAUCAAAGAUAUAGAACGCGUUGACAGCUUGGAACAUGGUGAAAGAGAAACGAACAUACGCCAAGGGAUGGAUCUAGCAACCACAUUGGAACGUAUUGAAAAGAAUUUUGUGAUCACAGACCCAAGACUCCCUGAUAAUCCCAUUAUAUAUGCAUCUGAUAGCUUCUUGGAAUUGACAGAAUAUACACGUGAGGAAAUCUUGGGAAGGAACUGUAGGUUUCUUCAAGGACCAGAAACUGAUCAAGAAACUGUGUUGAAUAUAAGAGAUGCAAUUAAAGAACAGAGGGAAAUAACUGUUCAGUUGAUCAACUACACAAAAAAUGGCAAGAAAUUCUGGAAUUUGUUUCACUUGCAACCUAUGCGUGACCAAAAGGGUGAGCUUCAAUAUUUCAUUGGUGUCCAACUUGAUGGAAGUGAUCAUGUUGAACCCCUAAGAAGUCGCCUUUCUGAGACAACAGAACAACAAAGUGCUAAGUUGGUCAAAGCUACAGCAGGAAAUGUGGAUGAAGCAGUCCGAGAACUUCCUGAUGCCAAUUUGAGACCGGAGGAUUUGUGGGCAGUUCAUUCUCAGCCAGUCUUCCCACGGCCUCACAAAAGAGAUACUUCUUCUUGGCUAGCAAUUCAGAAGAUCAUUUCUCGUGGUGAAAAAAUUGGUUUGCAUCAUUUUAGACCCAUAAGACCCUUGGGUUGCGGUGACACCGGCAGUGUUCAUCUGGUGGAACUGAAAGGUACAGGAGAAUUAUUUGCUAUGAAGGCAAUGGAGAAGUCGGUCAUGUUGAAUCGUAACAAGGUACAUCGAGCAUGCGUUGAAAGGGAAAUCAUCUCACUUCUUGAUCAUCCUUUCCUUCCCUCAUUAUACUCUUCUUUCCAGAUUCCCACACAUGUUUGUUUAAUAACAGACUUUUGCCCUGGUGGAGAGUUAUUUGCCCUGCUCGAUAAGCAACCUAUGAAAAUGUUCAAAGAAGAAUCUGCAAGGUUCUAUGCAGCUGAGGUUGUCAUUGUUUUGGAAUAUCUUCAUUGUCUAGGAAUAAUAUAUCGAGACUUGAAGCCAGAAAAUAUUCUACUUCAGAAGGAUGGCCACAUCGUAUUAACCGACUUCGAUUUAUCUUUUCUGACUUCUUGUCAUUCCAAAGUUUUAAAGCACCCCAUGCCUAACAAGAGAAGAAGAUCUGGGAGUCAACCACCUCCAACGUUUGUUGCAGAGCCAUCUACAGAGUCGAAUUCAUUUGUUGGAACCGAAGAAUACAUUGCUCCAGAAAUUAUUACCGGUGCGGGACACAGUAGCACCAUUGAUUGGUGGUCUCUUGGUAUUUUGCUGUAUGAGAUGCUCUACAGCCGGACGCCUUUUCGGGGUAAAAACAGGCAGAAGACUUUCUACAACAUCUUGAACAAAGAACUCACUUUCCCAAGUAGCAUUCCGGUUAGUCUUGCAGCUAGGCAGUUGAUUAACGCAUUGUUAAACCGAGACCCCUCCGGCCGUUUAGGGUCGAGAACUGGCGCCACUGAAAUUAAACAACACCCUUUCUUCCACGGCAUUAAUUGGCCUCUUAUACGAUACACGAGCCCACCGCUAUUGGAAGUACCUCUUCAUUUAAACAAGAAAGAUACAAGAACCGAAGACGUAAAGUGGGAAGAAGUGCUUGUUAGUUCUAUUGACUUGGAUACUUUCUUCUAAAGGUAUAAACUCUUAAAAUGGGACAUUGCAGUACGACAACAAACAAGAUGCUUCCCAGUGCGACUCAAGAUGAAGCUAGCCAGGUGACAGUACACUCGCUGAUUACUAAAGAUCGACAAAUCAGUCCUUAUUAACAUAUAGACUAUUUUGGCUGGUUAGGCUGGGAGACACAAGUGGCAGGUAAAUCAAUGUCAUACCUUUAAGUCAGUUACUUGGAGGAGCCUCCUGGUGAAAAACUCCAUAGUGAAGCUGUACCAUGACUUUGACUUGAUACAGGGAAUUGUAUACUAAAUUUAAAUGCUAUAAGAUUUUGCUUAAUGAAAA
Messenger RNA from Hibiscus syriacus, 3483 nucleotides. RefSeq names its product phototropin-2-like. The record is from RefSeq and is a predicted model, not a curated record. Gene Ontology annotation, molecular function: protein serine/threonine kinase activity; ATP binding. The transcript has 23 exons. Gene Ontology annotation, cellular component: cytoplasm; nucleus; plasma membrane. NCBI's taxonomy places the organism in Eukaryota, Viridiplantae, Streptophyta, Magnoliopsida, Malvales, Malvaceae. The coding region runs from base 181 to 3159 and encodes 992 amino acids. Gene Ontology annotation, biological process: protein phosphorylation.